GUCAACGCGAGUCGAAUAUGUGGCGCACGGGCAUCGUACAGCAGGCAACUCGCCAGGAUCUGCGGCGACUUCUCAAUCGUAACAAUAGUUCAAAGACUACAGCAGCAGCAACUGCAACGCAGCUACCUCAAUCAGCGGAUGUAGUGGUAAUUGGCGGUGGCUCUGCCGGCUGCCAUACGCUCUAUCAUCUGGCCAAGCGAGGUGUGAGAGCAGUGCUGUUGGAGCGUGCUCAACUCACUGCUGGCACCACAUGGCACACGGCUGGACUGCUCUGGCGACUGCGUCCCAACGAUGUGGAUAUUCAACUGUUGGCCAAUUCACGUAACAUGCUACGUCAACUGGAGGCAGAAACGGGUCUCGACCCUGGCUGGAUACAGAAUGGCGGCAUCUUCAUAGCCCACAACGAAACUCGACUCGAUGAGUAUCGACGCCUGGCCACAGUUGGCUCUGCGCUGGGCAUUGAGAACCAGAUACUGUCACCCGAGGAGACGCAGAAACUGUUUCCGCUGCUCGAUCCCAAGGCAUUCAUAGGUGCACUCUAUUCGCCUGGCGAUGGCGUCAUGGAUCCCGCCAUGUUGUGCACAGCAUUGCGUCGCGCAGCAACUGCAAAUGGCGCCCAGGUGAUUGAGAACUGUGAUGUGCAGGAGAUACUCGUGGAGCAGGGAUCGCGAGGCAAGAAGGUUGUAGGUGUUUCAACGCCCUUUGGCAACAUACGCACAGAGACGGUGGUGAAUGCAACCGGCGUGUGGGGUCGCGAUCUAGUUGCACGACAUGGCACCCAUCUGCCGUUGCUGCCCAUGAAGCAUGCCUACAUCGUGUCCGAGUCCAUACCGGGUGUGCGUGGUUUGCCCAACAUCAGGGAUCACGACUAUUCCACCUACUUCCGUAUUCAGGGCGAUGCCAUCUGCAUGGGCGGCUAUGAACCCAAUCCCAUACUGCUCGAUCCUGUGGCCAAGGACUUCCACUUUGGCCUCUACGAGUUAGAUUGGUCCGUCUUCGAAACGCAUGUUGAGGGCGCCCACAAAUUGUGUCCAGAGUACGCCAAGUAUGGCGUGAAGAGCACAGUGUGUGGUCCGGAAUCCUUUACGCCCGAUCACAAGCCGCUUAUGGGCCCCGAUCCUAAUGUCUCGGGUCUCAUGCACAACUGUGGCUUUAAUUCGGCUGGAAUGAUGUUUGGCGGCGGCUGUGGUGAGCAGACGGCGCUGUGGAUCACCAAGGGACAGCCGGAUGUGCCCAUGUUUAGCUUUGAUUUGCGACGCUUCACACAGGAACAGGGACAAGCCACCAAGUGGAUUGCGGAAAAGUCACACGAAAGCUAUGUAAAGAACUACAGCAUGGUGUUCAAGUUCGAUCAGCCGCUAGCUGGUCGCAACUUUCAGUUGGAUCCGCUGCAUGAGCAGAUGCUGGAAGCCAACGCCUUCAUGGAGGAGAAACAAGGCUGGGAGCGACCUGGUUUCUUCUUGGGAAACAAGGAGAAAUCGGCAGCCGUGCUGCCCUAUGACUGGUAUGGAAGCUACGAGCAUGCGAGACAUAAGGAGAGCAACUACGAGCGCAUCCUGGAGGGCGACCUGAAGUACAACAGCUUCUCGGAGCAUCACGAGUUGAUUGGCGCUGAAGCUCAUGCCUGUCGCAAUAAUGCCGUGCUCUUUAACAUGAGCUACUUUGCCAAGUUGGUGCUUGAAGGUCCGCAAGCACACAAGGCUGCAGACUGGCUCUUCUCCGCCAACACCAAGCGUGAUCCCAGCAAAACUGUCUACACUUGUGCGCUGAACGAUGCUGGCGGCGUCGAGGCUGAUGUGACCAUCAGCCGCCUGGUUUCCGGCUCUGGGCAGCUGCAUGAUCCCAAGUUCGAGGGCAAGGGCUACUACAUUGUGGCUGGCGGUGCUUCGGCCUAUUACACAUACAGCACGCUGCUUGCGGAGAUGCGUCGCAAGGGCUUCAAUGCCAAGCUGCACGACGUCACCGCCGAUCUGGGUGUCAUUUCCAUUCAGGGACCUAACUCCCGCAGCAUUCUGCAGCCGCUGCUUGAUUGCGAACUAUCCGAUGAGCAGUUGCCACCCAAUAGCACCACACUGGCCAAGUUGAAUGGCAUUGGUUUGCGAGUGCUGCGCGUCAGUUUUGUGGGCGAGCUGGGCUAUGAGCUGCAUGUGCCCAAACAGGACUGUGUGGCGGUCUACAAGGCACUCAAGGCUGCUGGCGCCGCACAGGAUCUACGUGAUGCCGGCUAUCGUGCGCUCUAUUCGCUCAGCAGCGAAAAGGGUUAUCAUCUGUGGAGCUACGACUUGCGCUCGGAUGACACGCCACUCGAGGCUGGCUUGGGUUUCACAUGCCGCAAACAAGGCGACUAUCGUGGUCGCGCUGCCGUCGAUCGUCAGCGGUCCGAGGGUCUUAAGCGUCGCAUGGUCUAUCUGACGCUACAGGAUCAGGUGCCUAUCUGGGGCCUCGAGGGAGUCUAUCGCAAUGGCGAGCCUGUGGGCGUGCUGCGUCGUGCCGAAUACGCUUACACGCUGGGGAAAUCUCUGGGUCAGGCCUACAUUACACGCAGCGAUGGCCAGAACAUCGAUGCAGAAUACCUCAAAGCGGGCGACUACGAAGUGGACAUUCUGGGCAAACGCUACAAGGCGAAUUGCCAUCUGCGCAGUCCCUUCGACCCCAGCGGUCAACGAGUUUUAGGCAACUAUGAAACAAAUAGUAAAUAAAUAAAUGUUA
Drosophila nasuta is the source of this 2709-nucleotide messenger RNA. It is a transcript of the gene Sardh, whose product is annotated as Sarcosine dehydrogenase. The transcript has 3 exons. Bases 18 to 2699 code for a protein of 893 amino acids. Gene Ontology annotation, molecular function: protein binding. Lineage: Eukaryota; Metazoa; Arthropoda; Insecta; Diptera; Drosophilidae. Gene Ontology annotation, cellular component: mitochondrion. The record is from RefSeq and is a predicted model, not a curated record.